AUGGAUGAUAUUCUAGAGGCACCAAAAUAUGUGUAUAAGCCUUUAGGGAAGAUAAAAGUGGUUGCUUCUGAAGUUUGGAAGGAGACUCAUAAGCCACAAAAUAAGAAGGAUAUGGAACUUGUUCAAAAUGAGGUGAAAGAGGUAGUCUCAUCAACGAUCUUGAUGCCUAUAAUGUCAAUAAGUGUAGCCACUAGAAGAACUCUUCAAAAUACAACUGCAUCUUCUGUAAUCUCAGCUCCUGUGAAGAAACUGGGGAAGAUGAUUCUACCUCUUGAAGAAGAAGAUGAGGAAGAUGAUCAACCUCUGAAUAGGAAGUCCAAGGAGGUGAAGAAACAGAAUAAGGCCUUGGAAAAGCCAUCAGAUGUUGAGUUUUUGAAGCAACAGGCUGGGGAAGUAGAAGUUGUUGCUGAAUCUAUUUUGAAGAAUGUUGGAGAAACUUAUGAAGCUGGAGAAACUCCAGAAGUUAUUGUGGGAACUGAAAUAACUGAUGAAGCUACUCCAGAUGUUGCAGAAGCUGUAAACCAACCUCAAACUCUAACCUCAAACCCCAACCUCAAACUCUGA
Messenger RNA from Vicia faba (fava bean), 564 nucleotides. NCBI's taxonomy places the organism in Eukaryota, Viridiplantae, Streptophyta, Magnoliopsida, Fabales, Fabaceae. The record is from the annotation of a GenBank genome assembly.